AUGCCGGGCCCUUGGCUGCUGCUGUCUCUGGCUUUGAUCUUCACCCUAACUGGUAUCCCCGAAUCCUGCGCCUUGCCAGAGGCAGCCCAGGAGGAGGGUGCUGUCCAGAUGCAGCCAGAACGUCGAUUCUUGCGGAAAGACCUCCAGCGGGUGCGAGGAGACCUGGGUGCAGCCUUGGACUCCUGGAUCACGAAGCGCCAGCAUCCAGGCAAAAGGGAGGAGGAAGAAGAAACUGAAGCUGAAGAGAGGGGAGACUUGGGAGAAGGGGGAGCCUGGAGUCCCCACAAACGACAGCACCCUGGUCGCCGUGCCAACCAGGAUAAGUAUUCAUGGGUAGAAGCAGAGGACAGCGACUGGGUGUCACCGACCAGGUUACCACAUUUUUUUCUGGAGUCCUGGUACUUAGACCAAUUAGACCAAGUCAAGCGGCAGCAUCCUGGCCGGAGAUCUUUCCCCUGGAUGGAGUCUGAUGUCACCAAGAGGCAGCAUCCAGGCCGGAGGUUCAUAGAUCCCAACUUUCAAAGAAGCUGGGAAGACAAAGAAGAGGGAGAGGGUGUCCCAAUGCCGGAGAAACGCCAGCAUCCUGGCAAGAGGGCGUUGGGUCAACCUUGUGGGCCCCGGGGGGCUUGUGGCCAAACAGACCUUCUCCAGCUCCUAGGUGACCUGAGCAGGGGCCAAGAGACCCUGGAGAAGCAAAGUCCACAACUGGAAGCCUGGGAUAGGGAGCCUCUCUUUGAGGACUAA
This is a messenger RNA of Cricetulus griseus (Chinese hamster), 744 nucleotides long. The record is from RefSeq and is a predicted model, not a curated record. NCBI's taxonomy places the organism in Eukaryota, Metazoa, Chordata, Mammalia, Rodentia, Cricetidae.